This is a messenger RNA of Anopheles stephensi (Asian malaria mosquito), 949 nucleotides long. RefSeq lists its product as uncharacterized. The transcript is spliced from 2 exons. The record is from RefSeq and is a predicted model, not a curated record. Lineage: Eukaryota; Metazoa; Arthropoda; Insecta; Diptera; Culicidae. The coding region runs from base 265 to 864 and encodes 199 amino acids.
UGACGUUUGCUGCUGUUUCCUGCAGCAGCCGAGAGCAAGUAAAUCGUAAACAAAAUAAGGAUGAGAUAGUACGAGAAAGGAGGAGGAGAUUAUUACCAAAUAAAGUACGCACGUUGGAUGGUUCAUUUUUUGCUUCGCCAGCAUUGAUAAGAACACGCCACCGCGUGCAGAAGAAGCACGGGAAGAUUAAUAUCAAUCGGCCAGCAUCAUCACACACGCGUCCGGUUCUCAUAUGUUUUUAGUGAGCAAGGAUUUCACAAUAGCAUGAAAAGGAUGGAUCUGGAACCAGCUGCAAAGGAGUACCAGGAUGCGUUAUCGAAAGUACAACUGGUGGAACGCAAUCCGGCCCCGAAUGGCACGGCGAUUGUGAGCAUGUACCGGACGGGUGUGCGGGAAGCGAACGACAUUGUGACCCUUGCCAAAGAGAUACAGUCGGCCGACGUAGCGGUGACCAAUAAUGCGUGCGCCAAGCUCGUUAUGAUCGCGGAACAGGUUCGCUUCCUGCAGCAGCAAGCGAAGAAGAUUCUGGAAGAAACGCAAGCUGCCCAAGAACUGCACCAUGCGGCGUGCAAUUUUCGUAAAAUUCCCGGUCACAUCUAUCACCUGUACAAGCGACCGUCGGGCCAAACGUACUUUAGCAUGCUGUCGCCGAACGAGUGGGGUCCGAAGGGAUGUGAGCAUCAGUACCUGGGUAGCUAUAAGCUGGAGUUCGAUCAAACGUGGACACCGGUGGACAAAAUUGAACAGGUGCAGGAGAACAUACGGUGGGCACAUCGUGUGCUGGACACAGGGCUAAACUCGCAGCGAAACGGUUUCCUAUCGAUAGACGAUGUGCCAGCAGAAGACAAGCAAGCGGAGUCUUAGAAUCUACAACUUUUAAACGGUUAAGAGUGGAAUAAAAACGGAAAAAUCAGUUUUAUGAAAACUGGAGCUUCCACUAAAAACACAA